Molecule: messenger RNA, 2897 nt
Organism: Bombyx mandarina (wild silkworm)
Lineage: Eukaryota; Metazoa; Arthropoda; Insecta; Lepidoptera; Bombycidae
Product: peroxisomal leader peptide-processing protease
Biological process (GO): protein processing; regulation of fatty acid beta-oxidation
Cellular component (GO): peroxisome
Molecular function (GO): serine-type endopeptidase activity
Source: RefSeq, a predicted model, not a curated record
AUGGAUGAACCAAAAGUGGCCGUCGAAUGUGUGAUGGUCUCGUACAACUUCACCCAAGACCCUGAAAAGGCGAAGAUCGUAAUGGUCUCGGCAUCGGGACUGAGGUUCUUCGACCGCUGGGUCUUAACUCACGGCUCGAUCCUAGCUCCGUUGAAAGAAGCCGAAAUAUUCCAGCGCUCCAAAGGAAAACUGAUCCUCAACGACGAAUUCUACGCGAAACUACCAGAAGUCUACAUUUCCGGACAGUACAGCACCCAGGAGAAGAACGUUUACGACAAUCUGGAGGUGCUCAGCAAAAAUAGGCACGCCCAAAACGGCGCUGACUUGGAGCACAGCAGCUAUUUAGUACGGACGGUGAUGGGCAGAAUAUGUCAUAUAUGGCAAUGUUCGGUUGUCGACCGAUGCGCGUCCGAUGUCUUCUACAACUGGUCGAUAGGACACCGCGAGGCUGGUGAGGACGAACAAACGUCCCUGGGGCACUCUCUGCUCUCCGUAUUCGUGCUGAUCGAUCUCGAGGGAUGCGACCAAGAAUUCAAAACACUGAGACCACUAUCGAGUCUGCUGGACAUCGUGCAUCCUCCGCCAGUGCGAGGAUCGCAGCUGCUUGUCUGCUCCACGCCGUUCGGAUGCGAGGCGUUCCUGAAUUCGGAAACUAUUGGAUACAUUUGCGGCGAGGUCGGGGUUCGGCCCUCCUUGAUCCUGACCGAUGCAGCCACUUCUUUGGGGUCCGAGGGUGGCGCUGUAUUCGCUACUGGCAAAUCGUUAAGUUUAAUUGGUAUAGUGGCGUGCAGUGUGUCUUGGUGUCGGGGUGAAUGGGUGGGUCUGACUCUGGUGGCGCCGCUGAUGACAGUACUGUCCGCGAAACUAAACAUGGACAUGGCCAACCUAGCGAGACCUCGGACCAGGGAUCCGUUGAUGACAGUUCUUAACACUAUAGACAGAACGACCGUAUUGGUACGUUGCGGUUCCACUUGGGGCUCCGGAGUGUAUCUUGGAGAUGGGUACUUCAUCACCUGCUCGCAUUGUCUCAACGAGUACACGAACAGGAGAGUGGAAAUAUACUGCCAAGGGAUCAAGGAGCACGCGGUGGUGGUGUACCGAACUGUCCAGGAUCGGCCUUACGAUCUGGCGGUGCUGUACUCCAGCCCCGCGAAGUGGAAGCAUUUGCAGGUGGCCAAGCUCUCCGACAAUCCGGCUUGGAAAGGAGAGCAAGUGAUGGCGGUCGGGUUCCCGUAUUACAGUGAGCACUCCGUGGACUCGCUGGUGCCCACUAUGACGAAUGGCUACGUCAAUAACGUCUCGCCGUCGAUGAUUCAGACCUCGUGCUGUGUGCAGUCUGGGUUCAGCGGUGGUCCAAUAAUUCGUCUGACCAGCGGCAUCGAAGUGGUCGGCAUAAUUGUGAGCAAUGCCAAGAACGACGAGAACGCGUAUUACCCGUACGUGAACAUGGCGGUGCCGGCCACGGCCUUCAAGGACUCCGUGCAGAAGUUCAUGAUCAGCAAGGAUCCGAACAGCCUUCAAAAUUUGGAAAAUCAAAGAGAAAUCAUUCAAUCACAAUGGCGACUGUUGCCGUACCGAUCCAAAAUAUAAACCUAAACAAUGUUUAUAUCCAUUCUCAUACUAUAAUAAAUUAAAAAAAUAAUAAUCAUUUAUUAAAAUAAGCAUUAAUACCAGUAGUUUCCGUGAUUUCGUAUAUCUAGAAAUCGCAAUAGCUCGGAGGUACAGUACCCGGCGUUAAAUAUUGCACACCGUCCUAUGAAAAGAGAGGAUCGGUUAUUUUAGGCUUUGUAUAAUAAACGAUGUGCAAUAUUUAACGUCGGGUACUGUAGUUUAGAUUUCCCUGGAAAAAAAAAUAUUUUUCACAAAAUAUACCGCUUUUGCAUCCUAAAUAUUCCCUUUAUACGGAUCUAUGUAGUGAAAAUGGGCAAGACCCGUGUUUAUUGGUCCGUCUUUCGGCUAUAAAAGUCGUGUGUAUGUGGCUCAACUCAUUUUGGUCAUUCAUAUCGAAGAGGCAUGUUGUUGGAUAACCCUUUUUAAAUAUUUUUUUACACAAUAAAUUUUGUACAGCUUUAUUUAUUUAUUUAUUUUAUUUAUUUAUUUAUUAAGUUGCACCAACAAAGUGAUCAUCAAUACAAAACAUUGACGAAUUGACAAAAGUUCAUGGCAGGUAUCAUCUCAAUUAUAGAUGUAAUCGACAGUGCAUUAACAACAAAAAUAAAUAAUAGAGCAUAUAUAGCUUAGAAGCUAGAUCGGUAUAUAGGAUACUUCUAAAGACAUCAUGACCCGGGCAACGUCGGGUGUAUCUGCUAUGACCAAUACGACAGUGUGUUCGUUGAUUUCUUAUAAAAACGAAUAUACAAGUUGACGGGUCGUUUAUGGUCCAGAGUGUGACACAAGAAAUUCUUUGUCCCAGGAAAAUCAACGUGUUUAAUUUUGUUGUGAAUUUAACACGGGUAAAACCGCGGGCCACACUUGUUCGACCAUUUAUAUUAAUACUUUUUUCAAUAAUUAAUCAAGAAACCAUAGAAUUCAUGACCUCAAGAAAAUUUGAAACAAAAACCUCAAGAAUCCGUGUUUAUGUAGAUGUCACGCAAUGAAUGAGAUAUUUAGAUCAGAUUCAUAGUAGAUGAAGUAACAUAAUAUGCCAGUCUUUGAUUCUAAUCGUAGAUUUUAAGCGCGAAGAAGCUUGUCAGAGUUAAUUGUUAUUUUUUUUUACAAACAAACACAUAUUGUAUAGUAUUUUUUUAAUAUGUUAGCAUGAUCGCUUAGGUUCGGACAUUAUGUUUCCGCAGCCAAUUUUCAAAAUGUGCCAAAGUUUUUUUUUUUUUAUUGUGAAUGUGAUAUUUUUUAUUUCUUUUAGCUACCGAAUUUAAUUUAAUAUAAAUAUUUAGGUUAAG